Molecule: messenger RNA, 1923 nt
Organism: Cladophialophora psammophila CBS 110553
Lineage: Eukaryota; Fungi; Ascomycota; Eurotiomycetes; Chaetothyriales; Herpotrichiellaceae
Exons: 3
Coding region: 1-1923 (640 amino acids)
Biological process (GO): DNA-templated transcription
Molecular function (GO): DNA binding; zinc ion binding
Source: RefSeq, a predicted model, not a curated record
AUGCUUUUGCUGACUAGUGCCCAGAUCAACCGUGACACAGUACCUACAACACUCGGCGAGACAAGCCCGUUCCCCAAGUUCCCGGGCAAGAUGCAGGAUGGAGGACUUGAAUGGGCCGGACAGAAGUUUCGCCCACCGCGCAAUUGCGGCUUCGAAUGGACCAAGUCAUCAUCGAACAAAUGCAAGUUCUGUGGAAGGAACUACAACAUCUCGUGUGUCAUGGCUCUGCUGCCCAGUCGCGAGAUCUGUGAGAAGCUGUGCGGGUUUUUCUUCUCAACCGUCUUCCCUCUGACCCCGAUUUUCCACAUGACUAGUUUUGCAGAGGAUUUCAGGACGUUCUGGGAUGGCAUUCCACCUACGAAUGUGCAUAAUGCUGAGCCGAGCCUCUUUAUGCGCAAGAAGCCAGGCUUUCUCUCUCUCUUGUCCGCCAUUUUGUUUGCGGCAGUCUUCUCGGCGGCUCCACCUCGUCUGGAGCGUAUCUUUGCAGAGCCCAACAGUGUCAGCCCUGGAGACAUGUACUUUAUUGCAAUGGCCUCUGCUAGCUUGACCGGGUUUCCUCGACGGCCAAGCAUCUACUCACUGGCAGCCUACAUCAUUGCACAGAGCCAAUUCGUGAGAGAAGAAGAGUUCUCCGACGCACCUGACUUUAUUGCUACCUCUUUUCGUGUUGCGCUAGGCAUGGGCCUGCACCGCCAGCUACCAGAAUCGGGACUCUCUCUGGCCGAGUUGGAGACCAGACGCAGGCUUUGGUGGUAUAUUCUUCACUUGGAUGUCAUGUCCUCGUCCUCAUCCGGUCUGUCACCUCUCUUCAUCAAUCAGAAAAUGGCGAACACCGAUGCUAUAUGCCAAUACGACGUACAGGGUGAGGGCACGGGUACCCGUCAAGAUGUUGACAUCCGUUACCUGGUGGCAUCCCGCCGCUACGAAAUUACCAGAGAGAUCAGAAGAGUCCUUGUGCUCCAUUUCGAAGACGCCUUUCAGUCAAUAGAAGUGGUUGCAGACUGUGCUGCUCGCCUUCGAAUGAUAGCUGACCGUACUAGUGCUACGGUAGACACCUUGCUGAAAGCCAGGGCCACUGCUGAAGCAAGAGCCGCGAGAUCUACCACACCCCGUCCCGCUGAGCACGCUCCGCCCAUGCUGGGUUUUGACAGGGUGUGGACACUUCGACCGGAACCGAGUGAUAGAGAGGUUGUUGACUUUACCGCUUGGUCUGCGCUUCUCUUGCACCUAAUGGUCCACAAGGCAUAUUGUGUCUUAUACCAUCCCUUGUUCAGAGAUCCCGCGAUGGUUGCCGAUGAAAAUGUCAGAACAAAUGCUGUCAAACACGCUCAAGCAUUCAUCCAAAUCUUCAUUCGUGUCUGCAACGACCCCAUUUCGGAACCUUUCCACUGGAUGUAUCCAGGCACCUAUCAACCUCUUCAGGCCGUGUCCCUCCUCCUCGCAGACCUCUUGCAACAUCCCUACAGCGACGAUGCGGCUCUAUCCCGGGGCUUGAUCGACGCCAUCUUCGAACUCUACCAAGUAGACGAAGGUAUAGUCAGCCAAAGCGACCCGCCUCGCCGCCAGCUCUCGCCCUCCGGCAGAGACGCAUGGACCAUGCUCGUGAGGACACGGAGAAAGGCUCUCGAGCAAGUCGGGAUGGACUACCAUGUUCUUUUCCCGUCCAACGCGGUCCUUUCGAGCAGAUGUAUCUGCGGCGAGAAAAUCUCCGUCGUCGAUAAUAACGAGGCCCUUGCACACCAACACCCCCACCAGCAGCAGGCGACGAGGCCGGGAGAAGGAGCACAACCACAGGCCCCACAGGAUAUGCAGGGCGAGCCGGCUGAUCAAACACCGGGGGGGCAGAUGCUCUACGAUCAAGUCGACUUUGACUGGCAUGCUUGGGACAAUGCACUGGGGCCCUCGAUAGGGCUGAUGCCGUGA